Messenger RNA from Arachis duranensis, 942 nucleotides. RefSeq lists its product as uncharacterized. Gene Ontology annotation, molecular function: nucleic acid binding. The record is from RefSeq and is a predicted model, not a curated record. NCBI's taxonomy places the organism in Eukaryota, Viridiplantae, Streptophyta, Magnoliopsida, Fabales, Fabaceae. The coding region runs from base 1 to 942 and encodes 313 amino acids. The transcript is spliced from 3 exons.
AUGGGUGCUACUCCUCCAGGAGUUUGCAUUGAGAUAAAAGACAGGAAGGGGUCAGAAAAUCAAGUAGCUAACCAUCUCUCCAGAAUUGAGCCUGAUGCAGGAGUACAACUACCCAUACCUGUAACUGAAUCUUUUCCUGAUGAGCAAUUGUUCCGCAUUCAGCAGGCUCCAUGGUUUGCAGACAUUGCAAAAUACAAAGCUAUGAAUUUUAUUCCAAAAGGGUAUAGUAGGCAACAAGUAAAGAAGCUACUGACUGAUGCAAAGUACUACAUUUGGGAGGAACCGUACCUUUUUAAAAGGGACUCAAGAGCAUUUGUGAAGCACUGUGACAAAUGUGAAAAAGCUGCGAAACUCCCUGCCAACCAUGAAAUGCCACAGCAGGGGAUUCUUGAGGUUGAGUUAUUUGAUGUAUGGAGUAUUGAUUUCAUAGGACCUUUCCCACCCUCACAUUCAAACAACUAUAUUUUAGUGGCAGUUGAUUAUGUGUCCAAGUGGGUAGAAGCUGUAGCUCUACCUACCAAUGAUGCCAAGAUGACAAGUGGGCAGGUUGAAGUUUCCAACAGGGAGCUCAAGAGGAUACUAGAGAAGACCGUAAGUGUUUCAAGAAAGGACUGGUCUAGGAAGCUUGAUGAUGCUCUAUGGGAAUACCGGACAGCUUACAAGACUCCUAUUGGCAUGUCCGCUUAUCAAUUGGUCUAUGGCAAAGCCUAUCACUUGCCAGUCGAGUUGGAGCAUAAAGCUUAUUGGGCAAUCAGGUAUCUGAACCUUGAUUCAGAAGCUGCAGGAAUUAAGCGAAUGCUUCAGUUGAACGAGCUUGAUGAAUUCAGAUACUCAGCCUAUGAGAAUGCCAAGCUCUAUAAGGAGAGAACUAAGCUAUUGCAUGACAAGAAGAUAGCCAUCAGAGUCUUUGAGCCAGGACAGAGAGUGCUUCUGUAUUUAUAA